UCUCCCACUGCAGUCUUAUACACAGCGCCCUGAGUCCGUGUCCAGCUUAACUACAGGCUAACUCACUCAUAGCGCUGAUUAAACACAAUAUUCUCCUUUUAAUAAAAUAAUAUAUACAGUUUAAUCUGCUGGAGGAGCUGGAGAACAACCAGAGCUGCUGAAACGCAGGAUUAACGGUCGAUCCCUACUUGGCUGAGUAAGCAGUAUCAUGUCGUCACCAGGAGGUCAGGGUGGAGCUCUGUCUACGAGGGGAGCUGCAGGACCCAGGAGAAUGAAAUGGGCCCUAGAACUGAGUUUAGGCAACACCAGGGGUCGAGGGGACCGGCAGAGUAAAGACGGAGAUGUUAUGUACCCUGUGGGAUAUUCAGAUAAGCCAGUGCCCGACACCAGCGUGCAGGAGACUGACCGCAACCUGGUGGAGAAGAGAUGCUGGGACAUCGCUCUCGGCCCUUUGAAGCAGAUUCCCAUGAACCUGUUCAUCAUGUACAUGUCUGGUAACACCAUUUCCAUCUUCCCCAUCAUGAUGGUGUGUAUGAUGGCCUGGAGACCCAUUCAGGCCCUCAUGUCCAUUUCUGCCACCUUUAAACUGCUGGAGAGCUCCAGUCAGCAGUGGCUCCAGGGUUUUGUCUACCUCAUCGGUAACCUGCUCGGCUCGGCACUGGCGGUCUACAAGUGCCAAUCAAUGGGUCUGCUACCGACACACUCGUCAGACUGGCUCGCUUUCAUUGAGCCCCCACAGAGGUUGGAGAUCAUGGGAGGAGGAAUGAUGUUGUGAACCUUGAAGACCCCUAACCCCCCCCUUCCUCCCCCCAAACACACACACACACUGCCUUUGUAACCCCCAUUUCUUUAACUUAUGUAUAAUUGGAUCUGCUGUCUAUGAUGUAACAUAUGCUUCUGCUGUGGUAAAUAAUGUCCUUACUGAGAGAUUUAAUAAAAUUAUUUCAGACUA
Molecule: messenger RNA, 952 nt
Organism: Astyanax mexicanus (Mexican tetra)
Lineage: Eukaryota; Metazoa; Chordata; Actinopteri; Characiformes; Acestrorhamphidae
Gene: emc4
Product: ER membrane protein complex subunit 4
Exons: 6
Coding region: 209-775 (188 amino acids)
Biological process (GO): protein folding in endoplasmic reticulum
Cellular component (GO): EMC complex
Source: RefSeq, a predicted model, not a curated record